Molecule: messenger RNA, 1065 nt
Organism: Microdochium trichocladiopsis
Lineage: Eukaryota; Fungi; Ascomycota; Sordariomycetes; Xylariales; Microdochiaceae
Exons: 4
Coding region: 1-1065 (354 amino acids)
Source: RefSeq, a predicted model, not a curated record
AUGGCGGUGAUGACACAGCACCCAGUAAAUGUGCAAGCCUCGCCUCCCGGCCACGAAGCCCGGGAUAAGAAUGCCGCGCUAACUGGCUCUGCAAGUCCAAGCAUAAAGUUAAGAGAGCAAGGUCCAAUUGUCCUGAGAACCAUUAGUCUGCACUACAAAUACAUGCGAACUUGGCAUUGUUGCGAGGAGACCAUGGCCACCGGCACUGCUCCGAACCCCCCCACGGGUGGUGGCACCGCCCAUGAUAAUGAAGACGAGCAGUACGAAGACUAUGCUCCUGAUCAGAUCACGUCCGAGGGCAUCGUCGACAAUCCUCUACUCCGAUGGGCAGACAUGGAUCUGUACGACCUCAAGGGCAUGGUCGACCUGUCGGUCACCGACCCCAGUCCCAUCAACAAAGAAGAGGAGGAGGUGGUGGCGAAGACAGUCACUGAUGAUCUUCGAUGGGUCAUCUAUCGCGUAAGGUACUCAAAGAGGCUUCGUUACCUCAUCGAAAAAUAUUCAGUACCUGCCGCCAUCAACGACAAGGUCGAGAUCGAUUGUCAUGUCAACGCCCCCCUCGAGCUCGAGGGCGAGGAAGACCCCGCGGCGAUUGACAUCACUGCACACUGCUGGUGUGACGAUGGCGUCUACUGGCUCACUCAGUCAAAGCAGUGGCAGCAGUUCGAGCCAGGCAGCGAUGAGCACACCGAGGAGCGGGUCGCCGAGUUCUUCGCAGCGCUCGCCUCGGACACAGAUGCACGCACGGCCACCGACACCACAUUCGAUACGUAUGGGGAGGGUUGUCAGUGCCCUAUCUGUCCUCUCAACAGACGCUUUGCUGAAUAUGUCCAGCAACUCUCCAACGACGUCCCUAACGCGCGAGAGGACUUCUCCCGCGACUGGAAGGAACUGCAGGAUAGAAAGAAGAAGAUACUAGACAUCCUCGUAUUCUGGGUCAACCUGGAGAAAGAGGACGAGGAAGCUGCAGCUGUAAGUGGAGAAGGCAACGGACGCGAGGGUGACGAUGAGGAGAAUGCAGAGGAGGUAGGCGAGGAGUGUGAAGAGAGCGACGAAGACGAGUAA